AUGGCUUUGCAAACACCAAAACAAAGAGCGGCUAACGCCAAGUUUGAAAAAAAAGUAACAAAGCAUUGGGGAAAACCUAAAUCGGAUAAAGAAAAAGUGGAGUAUCCAGUGUCAAAAACAUGGUUGUUUGUGUUGUUGUUUUUAGUAGCCGGCGGAGCUGUUUUAGAAUUGAUUCGAAUGCUUUUUUAG
This is a messenger RNA of Lodderomyces parapsilosis, 189 nucleotides long. RefSeq lists its product as uncharacterized. The transcript has 2 exons. The record is from RefSeq and is a predicted model, not a curated record. Gene Ontology annotation, cellular component: endoplasmic reticulum. NCBI's taxonomy places the organism in Eukaryota, Fungi, Ascomycota, Pichiomycetes, Serinales, Debaryomycetaceae. The coding region runs from base 1 to 189 and encodes 62 amino acids.